AUGAAUUUCAAGUUGCUUCUUGCCGUCGUCGCCUUCGCGGCACUCUUCAGCGCUUCCGAGGCUAAUUUCUUGGAAUGCGAGAUGUGCGAGAUGAGCGUUAGAGUCGUCGUGCCAAUGCUCGGACAAGACACUGAAAACAUCGAGAAGGCUGUUGAUGACGAGUGUAAGAAAGAAUUCCACAAGAUUCCAUUCGCUUCCCAGGAAUGCAAGAACUUUGUCAACUCUAAGCUCGAUCCCAUCAUCAAGGAGCUCGAGGGAGGAACUGCUCCAAAAGACGUCUGCAAGAAGCUUAGCAUGUGCUAA
Messenger RNA from Caenorhabditis bovis, 303 nucleotides. The record is from the annotation of a GenBank genome assembly. NCBI's taxonomy places the organism in Eukaryota, Metazoa, Nematoda, Chromadorea, Rhabditida, Rhabditidae.